Dromiciops gliroides (monito del monte) is the source of this 6426-nucleotide messenger RNA. It is a transcript of the gene TCF20, whose product is annotated as transcription factor 20. Gene Ontology annotation, biological process: regulation of transcription by RNA polymerase II. Lineage: Eukaryota; Metazoa; Chordata; Mammalia; Microbiotheria; Microbiotheriidae. Gene Ontology annotation, cellular component: nucleus. The record is from RefSeq and is a predicted model, not a curated record.
GAGAAGCAGCCCCGAGCGGAGCCGCGCCGGGGCCGAGGAGCGCGGCGGCCUCAGCCCCUGCCCCUGCCCCUGCGGCCGGGGGGCCCCGCGCUGAGCCCCGGCCGGGGAAGGGAGCCCGGCCCGAGCCCGCCAGCCUGCGAGCGAGGAGCGAGCCUGUGAGGGAGCGAGAGGGCUCCUGGCCUGCCGCUCUGCCGCUGAGCAGUAUGCAGUCCUUUCGGGAGCAAAGCAGUUACCACGGAAACCAGCAGAGCUACCCCCAGGAGGUGCACGCUUCAUCCCGGCUAGAAGAGUUCAGCCCCCGGCAGCAGGCCCAGAUGUUCCAGAACUUUGCUGGGGGAGGAGGGGGGGGUGGGGGCGGCGGCAGCAGUGGAGGCGGCGGGCGUCGUGGGACGGCGGCAGCGGCCGCGAUGGCCGGCGAGGGCUCCGGCCAUCAGAACUACCAGGGCUUCAGGAAGGAAGCUGGGGAGUUUUACUACAUGGCCGCCAACAAAGACUCCGUGACCCCUGGCAGCCAGCAGCCCCCCCAGCGCAGGCCCUCGGGUCCGGUGCAGAGCUACGGACCGCCCCAAGGGAGCAGCUUCGGGAGCCAGUAUGGGGGCGAGGGGCAUGUGGGCCAGUUUCAGGCACAGCAUUCGGCUCUGGGGGGGGUGUCUCAUUAUCAGCAGGACUACAGCGGCCCCUUCUCCCCGGGGAGCGCUCAGUACCAGCAGCAGGCCUCUAGCCAGCAGCAGCAGCAGCAAGUGCAGCAGCUGCGGCAGCAGCUCUACCAGUCUCACCAGCCCCUGCCCCAGGCAUCGGGCCAGGCGGCCUCCAGCUCUUCCCACCUCCAGCCCAUGCAGCGGCCAUCCGCUCUGCCCUCCUCCAGUGCUGGCUACCAGCUCCGCGUGGGGCAGUUUGGCCAACACUACCAGGCCUCGGCGGCGGCUGCUUCCUCCUCCUCCUUCCCCUCCCCCCAGCGCUUUAGCCAGUCCGGGCAGAACUAUGACAGUAGUUACAGUGUGAACACCAGCUCCCAGUAUGAAGGGCACACGGUGGGCUCGGGAGCCCAGGCUUAUGGAACGCAGUCGAACUAUAAUUACCAGACUCCCUCCAUGAAAAACUUCGAGCAGUCCAAGCUCCCCCAGGGAGGCCAGCAGCAGCACCCUCCCCCCCAGCACGCACUGCCCUACGGAAAUGCCGCCCCGAAGCUCUCCAUGCAGAGCCAGGUGGGACAGUACAACCAGCCCGAAGUGCCCGUGAGGUCGCCCAUGCAGUUCCACCAGAACUUCAGCCCCAUCUCCAACCCGUCCCCCGCGGCCUCCGUGGUUCAGUCUCCGAGCUGCAGCUCCACCCCUUCUCCUCUGAUGCAGAGCGGGGAGAACCUGCAGUGUGGGCAGGCCAGUAUGAGCGUGGGUUCUCGGAACCGCCUCCUGCAGAUGAUGCCUCAGCUCAGCCCCACUCCCUCCAUGCUGCCCAGUCCUAACUCGCACACAGCAGGCUUUAAAGGCUUCGCAGUGGAAGGGAUGCCGGAGAAGCGGCUCACAGACCCCGGGCUCAGCAGCCUGAGCGCCCUGAGCACCCAAGUGGCCAACCUGCCCAACACGGUCCAGCACAUGCUGCUCUCUGACGCCUUGGCCCCCCAGAAGAAGACCUCCAAAAGGUCGUCGUCCUCUUCCAAGAAAGCCGACAGCUGCACCAACUCAGAAGGCUCUUCUCAGCCUGAGGAGCAGCUGAAAUCGCCCCUGGCCGAGUCGCUGGACGGAGGCUGCUCCAGUAGUUCGGAGGAUCCUGGCGAGAGGGUGAGGCAGCUGAGUGGUCAGAGCACCAGCUCAGACACAACCUACAAGGGUGGGCCCUCCGAAAAAGCCAACCCUUCACCCCCGCAGGGCUCCCAGAAUGACCCCCCCAAGCUCAGUGCCAGUCCCACAGUGAGGGAUGACGCCACCUCACCAGACGACAAAGAAACUCUGUCGUCAACAGAUACCAACCCAAAAGGAAACGAGAAAGCGAUAGGGGUCAUUGUCUCCCGAGAAGCCAUGUCAGGUAGAGGAGAAAAGACAGGUGGCCUGGAAAAAGGCUCCCCGGACGAAGAUCCCACCGUAACCCAAGCGCCACCGAGUACCGGCGGUGCAAAGGACACUGGCCAUGGAGCACUGCCCCAACCGGAGCCCCAAGCAGGGAACAAAGGCACCAAGAGCGGAGAUAGCAGCACCAACCACAACGGAGAAGGAAACGGCCAGGCGGGUCAUUCUCUUGGCUCGGGCUUCACCAACAGAACAGAGCCCAGCAAGUCUCCUGGGAGCCUGCGCUAUAGUUACAAAGACAGCUUGGGGUCCGCCGUGCAGAGAAACGCGGGUGGCUUUCCUCAGUAUCCUGCAGGACAAGACAAAGGGGAUUUUGCUGGUCACGGCGAACGGAAGGGGCGAAAUGAGAAGUUUCCCAGCCUCCUGCAAGAAGUCCUCCAGGGUUACCACCACCACCCUGAUAGGAGGUAUUCCAGGAACGCACAGGACCAUCAGGGAAUGACAGGAGGCCUGGAAGGAGCCAUGAGGCCCAAUGUCUUGAUCAGCCAGACGAACGAAUUAGCUAGCAGGGGCCUCCUAAAUAAAAGCAUUGGGUCCCUCCUGGAAAACCCCCACUGGGGCCCCUGGGAGAGGAAGUCGGGCAGCUCCGCCCCUGAUAUGAAGCAGAUCAAUCUGGCUGACUAUCCAAUCCCCAGGAAGUUUGAAAUGGAGGCUCAGUCGUCAGCCCAUGAGCCUGGGGGAGGCCUUUCAGAACGGAGGUCAGUGAUCUGUGAUAUAUCACCGUUGCGACAGUUGGUCCGGGACCCGGGGGCCCACACUUUGGGACAUAUGGGUGCCGAUGCCCGGAUGGGCAGGAACGAACGUCUCAAUCCAAGCUUAGGCCAGUCGGUCAUCCUUCCAGGUGGUUUGGUGUCCAUGGAAACAAAACUGAAGUCCCAGAGUGGGCAGAUAAAAGAGGAAGAUUUCGAACAGUCCAAGUCCCAAGCCGGCCUCAACAGCAAGAAAUCUGGUGACCAUUGCCAUCCGACUGGCAUCAAGCACGAAUCCUACCGUGGCAAUGCCAGUCCAGGAGCCGCAACUCACGACUCUCUCUCAGAGUACGGCUCCCAGCAGGACAGCAGGCCCAGCCCGAUGAGACGAGUGCCCGGCAGAAUGGGAGGCAGAGAAGGCAUGCGAGGCCGUUCAUCUUCUCAGUAUCACGAUCUGGCAGAGAAACUGAAGAUGUCUCCCGGCCGUAGUCGAGGGCCCGGGGGGGAUCCCCACCACCUGAACCCACAUGUGGCAUUCGAGAGGGCCAACAGGAGCUCCUUGCACGCGCCCUUCUCCCCCAACUCUGAAAGCCUCUCUUCUCCCUAUCACCCCAAUACCCGACCUCAUGCUUACGGGGACCCCAACCCCGGCUUGAACUCUCAGCUCCAUUACAAAAGGCAGCUGUACCAGCAACAGGAGGACUACAAAGACUGGGGUGGCAGCUCUGCUCAGGGGGUGAUCGCUGCGGCCCAGCACAGAGCGGAGGGACCACGCAAGAGCCCCAGGCAGCAGCAGUUUCUCGACAGAGUAAGGAGUCCUUUGAAGAAUGACAAGGAUGGCAUGAUGUACGGCCCACCCACUUCUUACCACGAUCCGGGGAAUCAGGACUCAGGUCGAUGCCUCAUGGCGAACGAUGGCAUUCCUUCCAACAAGGGCAUUGAUCUCAAGCAUGGUCCCCAGAAACUACAGCAGGAGUCUUGUUGGGACCUCUCCCGACAGACCUCUCCAGCCAAGAGUAGCGGCCCCCCGGGCAUGUCCAACCAGAAAAGGUACGGUCCUCCCCAUGAGACCGAUGGCCACGGGCUAGCCGAGUCUGCACAGUCAUCCAAGCCUGGUAAUGUGAUGCUGAGACUCCCGGGGCAAGAAGACCAGUCCCCCCAAAACCCGUUAAUUAUGCGGAGGCGGGUCCGCUCCUUCAUCUCUCCCAUCCCCAGUAAAAGGCAGUCCCAGGAGGGCAAGAACAAUAGCCCCGAUGACAAAGGACGAUUGCUUCCUCCCUCAAAAGAAGGGCCCGAUAAAGCGCUCAAUUCCUAUGCCCACGUGUCUCAUAAUCAGGAUGUUAAAUCUCUCCCCAAAAGGGAGUCCUUCAAGGACCUUUCAAGCCCUGACAAUAGAAGCUGCCCUGCCGUUAGCCUCACAAGCCCGACCAAGACCAAAAUACUCCCGCCCCGAAAGGGACGGGGGCUGAAACUGGAAGCCAUUGUUCAGAAGAUCACCUCCCCCAACAUCCGGAGGAGCGCCCCAUCCAGCAGUGCUGAAGCUGGAGCAGACACAGUCACCCUGGAUGAUAUCCUGGCCUUGAAGAGUGGCCCUCAGGAAGGCGGGAGCACCAGUGUUCACGAAGCUGACGCGGAGAAAAGGAAAGGAGAGGUGGCCGCCUCUGAUGUCAGUGGCCCCACAGGCCAGGAUUCAAACAGUGAAACUCCUCUCCCUCGCUCCUCCGAAGACUGGCGCAGUGGUGGGGAGGACAAAGUGAAGAAGGAGAUCCCUCCAGAACCUGGGAGUGCUGGGAAAGAUGCCCCUGGGGCCAUGGCCCCCCCAGCCUCACAGAAGCCCAUUGGUAGCCAAGCGAGACCUGAUGGGUCUCUGGCAGGAAGUGGACCUUUAAGCUUCCCUGACUCCCAAGGUGUCUCACCUGCAGGCAUCUCAACUCCUGAGCCAAAUAACAAGUCUGAGGAAAAAGAGGGAGAGGCGGUAACUGUUUCACCCAAACAAGAGUGUUUCCCCCCAAAAGGCUAUUUCCCAUCAGGAAAGAAGAAGGGGAGACCCAGAAGUGUGAAUAAACAAAAGAAGCAGCAGCCCCCACCUCCACCUCCCCCCCCAACGCAGGGCACAGAAGGUUCUGGGGAUGGGGAGCCCAAGCCCAAAAAACAGCGGCAGAGGAGGGAGAGGAGGAAACCUGGGGCCCAGCCCAGAAAACGGAAAACAAAGCAGGCCGUUCCGAUCGUCGAGCCACAGGAACCGGAGAUCAAGCUAAAGUACGCCACCCAAUCGCUGGAUAAAACCGACGCCAAGAAUAAGUCCUUUUUCCCGUACAUUCACGUAGUGAACAAGUGUGAGAUGGGGGCGGUUUGCACAAUCAUCAAUGCUGAGGAAGAGGAACAGAGCAAGCUGGCAAAGGGCCGGAAGGGCCAGCGCUCACUGACCCCUCCGCCCAGCAGCGCGGAAAGCAAGGUGCUCCCCUCGUCCUCCUUCGUCCUUCAGGGCCCCGUGGUGACCGAGUCUGCCGUGCUGGGGCACCUGGUCUGCUGCCUCUGUGGUAAGUGGGCCAGCUAUCGGAAUAUGGGCGACCUCUUUGGUCCCUUUUACCCUCAAGAUUACGCAGCCACCCUCCCCAAGAACCCGCCUCCCAAGAGAGCCACAGAAAUGCAGAACAAAGUAAAGGUACGGCACAAAAGUGCUUCCAACGGCUGUUCCAAGACGGACACGGAGGAGGAGGAAGAGGAGGAGGAGGAGGAAGAGCAGCAGUCGCAGCAGCAGCAGCCACAGCCGCAGCAGCCACAACAGCCACCACCAACCCCGCAGCCAAAGGAGCAGAAGGAGCAGCGCAGUCUGGCCACCCACCCCAGGUUUAAGAGACGACACCGCUCUGAGGACUGUGGCGGCACCCCGCGCUCCCUUUCCCGGGGGAUCCCUUGUAAAAAGGCUACCGCAGAGGGCGGCAGCGGCCCCAGUGAAAAGACUCCUUCGGACUCAAAGCCCGCGGGGCCCGCGUCAGAAGGCGCAGGCCCUGAGCUGGAGCUACACAUUCCUGAGCUACCUCUAGACAGUAAUGAACUUUGGGUCCACGAGGGCUGUGUUCUCUGGGCCAACGGCAUCUACCUGGUCUGUGGCAGGCUCUACGGGCUGCAGGAAGCCUUGGAAAUAGCCAGAGAAAUGAAAUGUUCCCACUGCCAGGAGCCAGGCGCCACCUUAGGCUGCUACAACAAAGGCUGCUCCUUCCGGUACCAUUACCCGUGUGCCAUCGAUGCAGAUUGUUUACUAAAUGAAGAGAACUUCUCAGUGAGGUGCCCCAAGCACAAGCCUCCCCUGCCCUGCUCUCUUCCCCCCUUGCAGAACAAGACGGUGAAAGGCGGCCUCAGCACAGAGCAGUCGGAGCGGGGCUGAGGGGGGCACUGUGCCCAUGGGAAUGGAAAUUAAAGAAGCACAGGUUAGGCUGUUGAGAUAAGAAGGUGGUGGACACUCGUGACGGAAUGGAAUCUGUCCCACUGUGCAGCCACGACCCACCCCCCUCCCCCACCCCCGAUGUGCCUGCUAAUGCCAGCACUUCCUUCAUCAAUUCGUACAUCCCACGUGACUGGUGACGCCACAGGAAAUGCCCAAGGAGUCCGGAUGGCUGUUUCCAUGGACGCAGUCUUCAUAGUGACAAUGUGGGGAGGGGGGUGGGGGAAGG